CGUCCUUCUCUUCCCCGCAAAAUAUUGGUGGAAACUCAUUUGCCUAUAACGACCCCGAACGCACUCUCUGACCCUAGUAGCUGUGCGACAAAUACUCAUCCAGCAAUGAUAUGUGAGCUCUGGCGGGGUUCAUCUUCACAUGUUUGUAUACAGCCAUGGUCAGCUGACGAUGAUGAACCCCUCCCGGAGUACGUCGUGAAGGGUAAACAGUAGCCUCAGAGCUGCGAGAUUUCUUGACCGUUGCACGCUCUUACCUCUCUGCCUCCAUCGUAGAUGAAAAAGUCCCUAUCAUCAGUCUGAAAAUAUGGCAGCCCGUCCAUUGCUCUUCAGAUUGGCCUUGACCGCCAAGGUUGGAAGGCUGGGCACCCAGCGCUGUACUAGUAACGAGUUCAAACGAUCACUCCGCCUAUCCGCGAUCAAACCUGCACCUACCGAUGUCAUAUCAAAUUCUACUGCGACCAACCAAACGGUAGAACAAUCCCAUCAGGUGCUGCUUCUGACCGACAAGGCGAAGAACGCAGCAUUCCUCGGCGAAGCUGACAGCAACGAUGGCCAUGAUGUGUAUCGAGAAAUGUAUGGCGCUCCACAGCCGCCAUUGGACGCCAAGUAUGCAGCCUUCCUAGGCGAAGCAGAUUCUGAUGAUGGUUUCGAGACAAGAAGGAGCGAAGAAGGAGACAAGCACGAGCCCUUGGACCCCAGAUAUGCAGCCUUUCUGGGAGAAGCUGAUUCGGACGAUGGCUUCGAGGCACGAAAGGUGGAAGAACGCGACAGACACGAGCGCUUAGACGCAAAGUAUGCCGCCUAUCUGGGUGAGGCUGAUAGCGAUGACGGCUCCGAGGGAGAUGUCGAGUCCAACCCUGCCAAGUAUGACCAUAAGACCCAGGAUACUAGUGAGAGCGGCUUCCACGUGGAGCGAGGAGAGUCGCGUUAGGGCGAGACCCUCUCACAAAGGCGCCGUUUUGUGGGAGACAUGGGACUCAAUCUGUGCAAUCGAACGUGUCGCGACCUGCUCGAAUCAGUGUCAACAAGUAGUAUGAUAUGAGGACGGCGCUCGGACAUCUCGUGUCGUCUCCAUUCUGUGUUGGGCCGCAAGCAGCUUGUAUUAUGUUCACUCUUUCUCAAAGUUAUCGUAGUCCUCCUUAGACAUCAAGCUGUCCAACUCUGCCGAGUCGCUGACUUCGAUCUUCGCCAGCCACCCCUCGCCUUCCGGGCUCUUGUUUAUCGUGCCGGGCUUCU
This is a messenger RNA of Exophiala viscosa, 1236 nucleotides long. RefSeq lists its product as uncharacterized. The coding region runs from base 305 to 931 and encodes 208 amino acids. The transcript has a single exon. Lineage: Eukaryota; Fungi; Ascomycota; Eurotiomycetes; Chaetothyriales; Herpotrichiellaceae. The record is from RefSeq and is a predicted model, not a curated record.